UAUCUUUAUUUCCUUCUUUUACGAAUCUUUUCAUCAAAACGUACCGGCAAAAUACUAGUCAGAACAAACUAAAAAACACGUUGCUGAGAGGUAUGUUUUCUUAUUAUUAGUAGUUUUGCCAUUUUUUAAAACUGUCUCAAUUUUUCCUGUUUCGUGUUUGUUUAAAUUUCCCAUAAUUAUUUACUUUCCAAAAAUAUCAACACACGAACUAUUUAUUGAGACAAGGCUCUGUUUCCAUGAUUUCCGUUGGAAAAUGGGUCGACAGUUUUUCCUUUUUGUAACUGUUUAACUACUGCAUGUCUGGGUUGUUUUGGUUGUAAAACCAUAACAUAUAAACAAGCAGGCAAGAAUCAAGGAGGCAACUAAAAUUUUAAAAGGUCAAAAUUUUGUUGUCAAUGUAUGUAUGAAGUGCACAUGUGAGAGAUAAACUAGUUACUUAAUCCAUUUUGGGUUUUACUGUAGAAUUAUUGCUAGUUCUUUAUUGUGCUAACCAACUGGACCGUUUUUUUUGUAAUGGGGGAACGAAGUGAUAACUAAACAAAAUGAGGCAGGUACAUUUGUCGGCUAAUGAAUGUCAAUGAAAAACUUCCACAAACAAACAACCUGUAUCCAGUGUAUAUUGCGAUCUUUUUGACAAAAGUUACAUUUAACGUCUGUACUUAUAAGUACUUUGAGUUUAACUGCAUAUUUGCAUGUUAUGGUUUCUAAAUACUUCAGAGCAUGCGAGUUAGCCAUAGAAAUCGACUCAAAGAAAAUCAUGUUGACUGAAAUUCAAAGUAGAGUGAGAGAACUAACAUUCACUGGUCUGAAGUGUUGCAUACAUCAAGACGGCUGGUUUAUUAUCAAACGAGUUUUAUUUCAUCGGAUGAGGAGCUCCAACUUGAUCUCAACGAGGGGCGGGGUUGAGUUAAGCGGGGUAUACUAUAGCAGUAUUUUGCUGGGGUCAACCUGCGUCCCAUCCACGGGUAUAUAUAGCUUGACCUGCUAAAAAACAAACAAACAAAAACAAAAGAAAACAAAAAAAACAACCUUACCUGAAGAUCCGUCAUUAUGCCCUUUCCUCACUUGAUUUCAGGGACUGGGCAAGGACGAACGGAUUCUCCAAAGGAGAUUGUCUUCAAACGCGAAAAAUGUUGCAAAUCGAGAGUAUUUUCAUUCAUGUCAUAUAGUGGAGUACUCCACAUGAUAUAAGGACAAUGGGAUUUAUUUCUAUACACUGACCCUGAUUUUUUUCUUUUUUAUUUAUUCGCGUUCCUUGCUCUUUCAGGUAGUAAGCCUGUAAGCCCAGGUCAUGUAAGCCUGCACAAAACGUCCCUUGCGAUUUAACCCAGGCUUACAUGAAGGAGUACCCGCUCUUUCCUUCUCCUCCUUUCAUCCUCUUGCACUCUACGUCUUUUUUGUUUGUUUUGUUUUGUUUUUUUUUUUCAUAUUUGUUAAAUUGUUUUGACAUUUGUCCCCCAGGCUUUUGAAGAGAGGCUACUCAGGCAUGUCAGGAUGGGCAGUGUGUCUCUCAAGCAUAUUUUUGUUUUCAAUCAUUCUUCAAGGGGAAGGAAGCCCAUUUCCGAAAGACAAAUUUGGAGUGGAAAGGGGUAACAAUAAUGAUUUUAAUCGUUUUAAAAACCAACGCAAUACAGAGACACGCUAUUUCUUAAUAUAUGUAUACAACACCUGUUUUUCUAUUUUUAGAAUCCUGCUUUUGCCAAGGGUAAAAAAAAACAUCAUGAUAUAAAAAUACCUUGUCGUCUUGACAAACAUAUGACAAGACGAAAAUAAAUGUAAAAAAAAGAUGAUGUUUGCAUUGAUUAGUACACGCCAGAAUAUAUAAACUUCGAGAAACUAUCCAUUCAGCCCUAGUUUGGAUGUAUACAUACACAAUUCAUGUAAUCUCCCAGAAAUACUACAACGGCAUUCCAUAUCAGGAGAUGAUAAUGUAUGAUCAAUUUUGCAGAUAAACACAGCUUAACGAAGAGACAGUAUCCGUAUUAUCAACGAGCCCCAAUGCUUCGUGCCUAUGCCGACCCAUAUCAAAGGAGUAGAGUGUCUCGUAAGCGACCUCCUCGUGUAGGCAAGAAAGGUAAUUCGCUGUUAACAUAAUUCGGAUAGUCUGUUACAUAUCUUCACGUACAAGCUCACGUUUCAUGAUCUGUUCGAUUUUUAAGGAAAUUGCCGAACAAUCUGCCAGCACAGAUGUACUCCUGACUGUGAUUUCCGUUGCUGCGUAGCACCAUCUCAACCCAUUCAGAUUCCACAUCCCCUGCCCCGCCCCGCUGUACCGGUGGAGUCCUGUGCGUCGUACUGUCCCAGUUCCUGUUUUCCUGAAUGUCGUCCUAGCUGCUGUAAGCCACAACAAGUCUCCAUUCCAACAAUGUCAUCAAUGCCAGCACCAUUUAUGCCUCCUCCUCCUCCCCCUCCCCCUCCACCCUGUCCAACCAACUGCCCCUCGUCUUGCUACCCUCAGUGCUCUCCGUCAUGUUGUAAAGCGUCGCCUGGGUUAGCGCCCCUUUUACCUCAGGGCCAGUGCCCUCAUCCCGGAUGUGCGAAAGCAUGCUAUCCAAAAUGCGCACCUAUAUGCUGUUCUUCUACUAUCGCCCCUCAAGUUCCUGCUUAUCCGCUAUUACCUCGAUUCCCUUCUGUUCUUUCUCCUCCAUCCCCACCUCCGAUAGUUAUCCCAGUUCCGCUUCCGGUUCCACAGUGUCCCGCUCCUUGCGCACCUUCAUGUCUCCCAGCUUGCACCCCUCAGUGCUGCGCAGUCACCCAGCCACUAUCACAACCACAGGCACUACCCCCUCCCAUAAUAAUUCUGGAGCCCCUUCUCCCACUCCUGUUUUAA
This is a messenger RNA of Porites lobata, 2830 nucleotides long. Lineage: Eukaryota; Metazoa; Cnidaria; Anthozoa; Scleractinia; Poritidae. The record is from the annotation of a GenBank genome assembly.